AGUAUGAAGCGUAGACUGGGAACGGUGCUUUGUAAAAGAGAAUGUCGCUGACAAAAAAUAACAACAACAAAAACGUCCUCUUUCAUGUUAGGGGCGUGGUUUGAGGUGAGCAAGCUGUGCUCCUAUUGGCUACGACAGUCUCUCGGACGUCCACGAGGAGGAUCAGCCCGUCCGCCUUGAGCUUGUGUGCCAGUGACUAAGACACAAGGAUGCAAUUGUAAACUUGACAUGGUCGCUUCUGUGGACACCUAAACAAAACUUUUGCACAAUUUGCUCAUUCGAAAAUGAGGGGGUGGAAAGUUGGCGUCGAGCAGUGAGGAGUAGGGACGGCUCACCUGGGGACGCACGUUGGAAGUUCGCAGGAAACUCAAAGCGAAACGAUGGCCGAACACGAGAGCCUCGAGUUCGGCAUGGCUGACUUUGUUCUUCUGGACAACGUGACCAUGGAGGACUUUAUGGCCAACCUCAAGCUCAGAUUUGAGAAAGGACGAAUCUACAGUUACAUCGGUGAGGUGGUGGUGUCGGUCAACCCGUAUCGCUCCAUGGACAUCUAUGGCCGUGACGUGGUGGAGCAGUACAAAGGUCGCGAGCUCUACGAGAGGCCACCGCACCUCUUUGCUAUCGCCGACGCGGCCUACAAAGCUAUGAAGAGACGCAACAAAGACACAUGUAUUGUCAUCUCAGGGGAAAGCGGCGCCGGCAAGACGGAAGCCAGCAAGUACAUCAUGCAGUACAUUGCCGCUAUCACCAACCCCAACCAGCGGGCCGAGGUCGAGAGGGUGAAGAACAUGCUCCUCAAGUCCAACUGCGUCCUGGAGGCUUUCGGCAAUGCCAAAACCAACCGCAACGACAAUUCCAGCCGAUUCGGCAAGUACAUGGACAUCAACUUUGACUUCAAGGGAGACCCCAUCGGCGGCCACAUCAACAAUUACCUGCUGGAGAAGUCAAGAGUGAUUUUUCAGCAAGAAGGAGAAAGGAGCUUUCACUCCUUCCAUCAGCUCCUGAAAGGAGCACCCGAUGCUCUCCUGCGUACGCUGCACAUCCAAAGGGACCCCAAACGCUACAACUACAUCAAAGUGGGCGGCCAGAUGAAGUCGUGCAUCAACGACGGCGCCGAUUUCAAAGCCGUGGCCGACGCCAUGAAAGUGAUCGGCUUCACCGGGGACGAGGUCCUGACGGUCUACAAGAUCCUGGCCACCAUCUUGCACCUGGGGAACUUGACGUUCGGUGUGGACGGCGACGUGACGUUGAUCGAGAGCACCACGCUGGUGCCGGUGAUGUCUGAGCUGCUUUCCACCCAGCAGGAAAACGUGGAGAAGGCUCUGCUCUUCCGCACCGUGGCCACGGGCCGUGACGUCAUCGAGAAGCAGCAUACGGCGCAGGAGGCCAACUACGGACGCGACGCCCUCGCCAAGGCCAUGUAUGAGCGGCUCUUCUGUUGGAUCGUGGGAUGCAUCAAUGACAUCAUCGAGGUGAAGAACUACAACGCCAGGGUCCACGGGAAGGACACGGUCAUCGGGGUGCUGGACAUUUACGGCUUUGAGAUAUUUCCGAACAACAGCUUCGAGCAGUUCUGCAUCAACUAUUGCAACGAGAAACUGCAGCAGCUCUUCAUCCAGCUGGUGCUGAAGCAGGAGCAGGAGGAGUACCAGCGAGAAGGCAUCCCGUGGAAACACAUCGACUACUUCAACAAUCAGAUCAUUGUGGACCUGGUAGAGCAGCAGCACAAGGGCAUCAUCUCCGUGCUGGACGAAGCUUGCAUGAAUGUGGGCAAAGUCACCGACGAGCUCUUCCUUCAGGGACUCAACGUCUUGCUGGCCAAGCACGCCCACUACACCAGCCGCAAGCUCUCACCGACCGACAAGAGUUUGGAGUUUGACCGAGACUUUCGUAUCCGACACUACGCCGGCGAUGUGAGCUACUCUGUGGUGGGUUUCAUCGACAAGAACAAAGACACUUUGUUUCAGGACUUCAAGAGGCUGCUCUACAACAGUUCCAACCCGGUGCUGAAGGCCAUGUGGCCCGAGGGCAAGCUGAGCAUCACAGAGGUCACCAAGCGGCCGCUCACCGCCGCCACGCUCUUCAAAAACUCCAUGAUCUCCUUGGUGGAGAACCUGGCCAGCAAGGAGCCCUACUAUGUCCGCUGCAUCAAGCCCAACGAUGUCAAGUCGCCGCUGAUCUUCGAGCGCGACCGUUGCCGCCACCAGGUGGAGUACCUGGGCCUGCUAGAGAACGUUCGCGUGCGCCGCGCCGGCUUUGCCUACAGACAGACCUACCCCAGAUUCCUGCAUAGGUACAAGAUGAUCUCCAAGUUCACGUGGCCCAACCACGACCUUCCCUCAGACAAGGAGGCGGUCAAGAAGCUCCUGCAGGGCUGCCGCUUUGAUGACGACGUGGCCUACGGCAAGACCAAAGUAUUUGUGCGCACGCCGCGCACGCUCUUCAACUUGGAGGAACAGCGUGCCGAGGUGCUCCUGAGGAUCAUCCUGUUCCUGCAGAAGAUCUGGAGGGGCACCAUCGCCCGCAUCCGGUACCGACGUAUGCGGGCGGCCCUGGUCAUCCUUCAGGCCUACCGCCACUACAAGGUCAAGUCGUACAUCCGCGAGCUGAACCGCCGCUUCCACAACGUGCGUUCCAUGAGGGACCUCGGCCGUCACGUCAAGUGGCCCACGCCGCCCAAAGUGCUGCGCAAGUUCGAGGAGGCGCUGAGGAACAUCUACAACAGGUGGUGGGCUUGGACAAUGAUCAAGGGCCUCAGUGCAGAGGAGACCCUGCAGGUGAGGGCGAAGGUGGCCUGCCUGGAGGCCCUCAAAGGCCACAGGGUGGACUUGGGACUACAGCGAGCCUGGGAAGGAAACUACCUGAAGCGAGACAGCCCUGAUAGCACGGCGUCUUUCACGUUGGUCUCCAGCGAGCUCCAGCGCAAAGACAAAUUCAUGCGGGUUCUCUUUGCCUGCAACGUACGCAAGAUCAACCACUUCCACAAGGCGGAGGACCGAGCCGUGCUUAUCACCGACCGCCACCUGUACAAGAUGGACCCCCUCAAGCAGUACAAACCCAUGAAGAGCAUCCCCCUUUACAACGUGACGGGCAUGAGCGUCUCGCCGGACAAGGACCAGCUAGUGGUUUUCCAUACCAAGGACAGCCGGGACCUGGUGGUGUGCCUGCAGGGCCUGGUGCCUGCCAACGAGAGCCGCAUCGGGGAACUAGUGGGUGCCCUGCUCAGCCACUUCAAGAGCGAGCGUAGGAAGCUGCAGGUGAACGUCAACAGUCCCAUCCACUGCAGCAUGAACGGCCGCAAGUGCACGGUGGUGGUCGAGCCCAAAAUCAACCAGUCGCAGCCAGACUUCACCAAGAGCCGCUCCGGCUACGUGCUAGCCGUCCCCGCUAACUAAACGGCGGCCGGCGACGACGAAGCCCCCCAGCAACCCGGGAAGGUGAUUGACUCGUUUGUUUGUUCUGGGCCCGGUUUACUGAAUCGUCCAAUCACAGCGUUGAAAGGUUCGCACUGCUGGAUCCAUCCACUCGAGACAUGUUCUUUUCUCUUUCUUUUUGUUUUUGUUUGCCGAGUGCAAUAUUGACUUUGUUCUGUUGUCAAUCUGAGAAUAAGUUGGGUAUAAAUUAACGAAGGGUUUAGAAGUGUUCAUUUGAAAUGAUUGUCCAUGCCAAAGGCGUUUGUUGAUUUUCUUUUUUUUAGUUGGGCUGUGUUGAGCACGUCCGAAAUUUAAGGAAAUUAAAAGUUAGACAUAUUUAAAAUAUCCACGCUAAGAGAAUCCCGAUGUGCUAAAAUCCAAAGCCCUCGAUGUGUGACAAAGUCGUAAAGGGAGCCAAAGGUCGUCGACUUGACCGUUGGCCUUUUUUUUUUUAUAUCAGCCUUAGAAGUGACUCGCCAUCAUGCCAAGUUUUUUCUCCUUCCUCCCUCCCCAAAAUCCCAAAUUGGAAAGCAUCCAUGUCACAUGACCCCCCUCCCUCCCGUGUUGCAUGUGUGCCAACUGCGCGUCUUCCCUCGCCAUCGCUCCUGCAUGCGCCAAAUUGCUCGCUGUUGGUUAUUUAUUGUGUCUGACGUGCCUCAUUUGAUAUCCUCUCUGCUUACAUUUGUCAUAUUCUCAUAGCAAUAAACAGUAACAUGCAGUA
Messenger RNA from Syngnathus typhle (broad-nosed pipefish), 4134 nucleotides. It is a transcript of the gene myo1d, whose product is annotated as myosin 1D. NCBI's taxonomy places the organism in Eukaryota, Metazoa, Chordata, Actinopteri, Syngnathiformes, Syngnathidae. Gene Ontology annotation, cellular component: plasma membrane; myosin complex; microvillus. The record is from RefSeq and is a predicted model, not a curated record. Gene Ontology annotation, molecular function: microfilament motor activity; actin filament binding; ATP binding. Gene Ontology annotation, biological process: vesicle transport along actin filament; actin filament organization. The transcript has 22 exons. Bases 381 to 3395 code for a protein of 1004 amino acids.